Sesamum indicum (sesame) is the source of this 1290-nucleotide messenger RNA. Its product is annotated as V-type proton ATPase subunit D. The record is from RefSeq and is a predicted model, not a curated record. Lineage: Eukaryota; Viridiplantae; Streptophyta; Magnoliopsida; Lamiales; Pedaliaceae. Gene Ontology annotation, molecular function: proton-transporting ATPase activity, rotational mechanism.
UAAUUUGACAGAAAAUAAUGUGCAGUUUUCACCACAAAGUUCCAAAUUAUAGCGUGACACAUCUGCUCCAUUGUCGUCGAACAUAAAGAGAGAGAGAACAGAGAGAGAGAACUCACAACCGAAUACAAUUGACAGCAAAAGCCAACUCCGCUGGCUCGCCACCGCUAGUUGACUCAGGGAAGAGAUCAAAUUUACUGCUCGCGCUUUUGCCAAGCCACAAAAUUUGACAAGAUGUCAGGACAGAGCCAGCGCUUGAAUGUUGUUCCUACUGUUACAAUGCUUGGAGUAAUGAAAGCCCGACUUGUUGGGGCUACGAGAGGCCAUGCAUUGCUCAAGAAGAAGAGUGAUGCUCUGACUGUGCAGUUUCGGCAGAUUCUCAAGAAGAUUGUAUCAACAAAGGAAUCAAUGGGAGAUAUCAUGAAAACUUCCUCCUUUGCCCUUACUGAAGCAAAAUAUGUUGCCGGUGAGAACAUCAAGCACAUUGUACAGGAAAAUGUCCAAAGUGCGGCACUCAAGGUUCGAUCACAUCAAGAAAAUGUUGCUGGUGUGAAGCUUCCCAAAUUUGAAUAUUUCAUUGAUGGAGAGACUAAGAAUGACUUGACGGGACUGGCAAGAGGAGGCCAGCAGAUUCAAGCAUGCCGUGCGGCAUAUGUGAAAUCUAUUGAGCUGCUUGUUGAGCUUGCUACUCUUCAGACAUCAUUCUUGACCCUUGAUGAAGCAAUCAAGACGACAAAUCGCAGGGUCAAUGCCCUGGAGAAUGUUGUGAAGCCACGACUAGAGAAUACAAUAACUUACAUCAAAGGAGAAUUGGAUGAGUUGGAAAGAGAGGAUUUCUUUAGACUAAAAAAGAUUCAAGGUUACAAGAGGAGAGAGGUCGAGAAGCAGCGUGAAGCUGCAAAGGCAUAUGCAGAAGAGCAGCUCGCUGAGGAUAUCGCUUUGAAGAGGGGUAUUUCCAUCAGUUCAGCUCAUGACAUGUUAUCCCACACGACACAGAAAGACGAGGACAUAAUCUUUUGAAAUGGAGGUUAGUUUGAUUUGUUCAAUUACAGUGUGUGACUUUGCUCCAUUCCUUGUUUUAUUUCAGAAGACCAUAACUUAUCUGGUGGAAAGGAUAUAUUUAUUGGAAUAAGAACCAUGUGUAUUCUUGUAUUUAUUUAUCCAUCUAUACACCUGGUGAUCAUGAUAAUUUUGCUGGUUCAGGAUUUCCUGAUUUAUGUCGAACUGCUUCUUUUGACAGCUCAACGAUGUAAUUGAAUCAUAUAUUCUCCAUCCAAGUUUUAUUUAACUAUU